AUGCCCCUCGUCUUACCCCGAUCCCUCCCCUCUCCACCCCGAUACCGACCCCAAACCUUCAUCCGGUGGAGUUCACACUCCGCCCCCCAACAACCUACUACCCACACCAACACCCGGAAAAAAGUAACCAUUCACACGCCGCAGAACCUAUACCGGAGAAACGAGCCCAUCACGAUUCUCACAGCCCAUGACUUUCUGAGUGGACUCGUGGCAGAUGCAGCGGGGAUAGAAGUGGUCUUGAUAGGAGAUAGUCUAUCAAUGGUGGCAUUGGGAAUGAAAGAUACGACUAUGGUCACGAUGGACGAGAUGUCAUUGCGCUAUCGGAGCGAGAGUCGGGCAGUUAAGAGAGCAUCUUUGAUAGCAGAUCUAUUAAUGGGGUCUUACGAGGUUUCUCCGUCCGAGGCAGUCGAAUCUACAAUCCAAAUGGUCAAGCAAGGUCGUGUGAAUACUAUUAAACUCGAAGGCGGAGCCGAACUAGCACCAACCAUCAAACGCAUCGUCGAUGCCGGAAUCCCUGGGAAAACUGCGGCUGGGGCGGUUAAAGUGCUGCGUGAUGCUAUGGCGGUUCAAGAGGCCGGGGCGUUUAUGAUUCUGGUGGAGGCGAUGCCGGCGGAGGUUGCUGCUAUUGUGUCGAAGCGAUUUCGGGUUCCGACGAUUGGCAUUGGGUCUGGGAAUGGGUGCUCGGGACAGGUGUUGGUCCAGAGGUUUGUGAAGAGGUUUGCGGAUGUGUGGGGGGAGUUCAAGAGGGAGGUUAAGGGGGGUGUGUUUCCGGGGGCGGAGUUUGGGUAUGGGAUUGGGGAGGAGGAGAGGGUGAGGUUUGAGGAGGUUGUUGGGGGUGGUAGUAGUGCUUUGGAGGAUGGGGAGCCUGCGGUGUAG
Aspergillus sclerotioniger CBS 115572 is the source of this 876-nucleotide messenger RNA. Its product is annotated as 3-methyl-2-oxobutanoate hydroxymethyltransferase. The transcript is spliced from 5 exons. The record is from RefSeq and is a predicted model, not a curated record. Gene Ontology annotation, molecular function: magnesium ion binding; 3-methyl-2-oxobutanoate hydroxymethyltransferase activity. Bases 1 to 876 code for a protein of 291 amino acids. Gene Ontology annotation, cellular component: mitochondrion. NCBI's taxonomy places the organism in Eukaryota, Fungi, Ascomycota, Eurotiomycetes, Eurotiales, Aspergillaceae. Gene Ontology annotation, biological process: pantothenate biosynthetic process.